GUGGGCUGGUUUACACAGUGAAUAUAUCAUAGCCUCACACUUUCCUAUUCAGGAAAAAUGACUUUCCUUUAGAGGCAUUCACUUCUUCCUUUUCAUUUUUGACUGACUUAUAUUCACUCCUUUUUACUCUCUCACUUGUUUGAUGCUAUUCACUGUCAAAAGUCACUCAUUUUCACAGAAAGCCAGGGUAUUGAAAGCCCUCAUCACCCAGCAAUCUCCUUUUUUCCACAACAUCUUCUGCUCUCUACCCCCUUUCCCCAGCUUCAUCGGCAGCCUACUAUAUGCUCAAGUCAAGCUCAAGAAACAUGCACUUGAAGCUCGCCUUCAUCCUGCUGCUCGCCCUCGUGGCCGAGUCAGCCUUUGCCCGUCUCCAGGGCCAUCAUCGUCGCCUCGUCCAUGGCAAGCACCCCGCUAUCAAGAACGACAACGACAACGACAGCAUCGGCUUUGGCUUUUCUCUUGAGCCUCGUGCUCUUAUCGACGUCAACGAAAAUACUAUCGGUAUCGGUCCUCUCACUGCUACGCUCGACAUCCUCCCUGGUGCAACUCUCGCUCCGACCAACGAUGACCCUCCCGAUGGCCCUCACGGAGAUCCUCACGAUGGUCCUUCCCCUCACGGCGGUCACCACGGAGGUCAUUCCCAUGGUCACCGCCCUCACGGUCACCAUCCCCAUGGCGGUCAUCCCCACGGCGGCUAUCCCCACGGCCACGAUAACGAGCCCAGCCCGCACCCCAUCAAAGCAACCGCAGCCUGGGACCAAACCCCUUCCGACGGCCAAUUUACCUGGGACGGUUUUGGCGGACGCACGCAGUCCCAAGGCGAUGACGUCGGCUACAAAGGCAACGUUGGCGACCCGUGGGGUAGCAACAUCAUCCUCCUCGACUCCGAAACCGACGCCCCGAACUACAAAUACGUCGCGCAACUGCACGGUCCCAAAGACGCCAACGCAGAGUCCUGGAAAGUAGUCUUCUGGAAUAAGAUCGGCCCAGAUGGGAAGAUGUCUGGCUGGUAUCAGCACUCUGCACUUGAAUUUGAUAUGCUCCCCAAUGAGAUCAAAUACGUUGCGUUCGACGAGGACUCGCAGGGUGGGUUUGGCGCUGCACCCGGGGAUCAUCUUCCUACCGAUCAAUGGGGCGGGUGGUCUAGUACCUGGGGCGAGUUUGACUUUGGUGACGUGAAAAAUCAUGCUAUGUCUGGGUGGGAUGUAUCGUGUAUUCAGGCGCAGAAUGCAGGGCAGGAGGUGCAGGGAAUGAGGAUGUGUUUGUCGAAUGGGGACAAGUGUUCUACUAUCACAACGGGUGCGAAGAAGGUUGAGAAUGCGUAUCCGAGUGAUAAGGCUGGAGUUGAUGGUUUUGGUGGUGUUGUUGGGGCUGGGGCUGUUCGGAUCGUGGUUGAGCUGGACUAUGAUCAGUAGGGGGGUUUGGUUGUACUUAUAAGCCUUUCUGGAUCUGGAUCUGGCCACAUUGAAGGGGAAGUAAAUAGUCACGAUAAAUGAAAGCCUUAUUAUUUUCACC
This is a messenger RNA of Aspergillus glaucus CBS 516.65, 1515 nucleotides long. RefSeq lists its product as uncharacterized. Gene Ontology annotation, cellular component: extracellular region. NCBI's taxonomy places the organism in Eukaryota, Fungi, Ascomycota, Eurotiomycetes, Eurotiales, Aspergillaceae. The transcript has a single exon. The coding region runs from base 306 to 1415 and encodes 369 amino acids. Gene Ontology annotation, molecular function: IgE binding. The record is from RefSeq and is a predicted model, not a curated record.